AUGAGUCAGAACCCCGAAGGUUCCACUUCCGGCGACGAGCACGACGCGCCGGGCCCAACCCCAGUCACGGCUAUCCCGAUAGCCCCCGCCUUUGUUGAUACCAUCAUGGAGCGUUUUGCCCGACAAGACGCCGCCCAAAAAGAAGCUACCGAGCAAAUCGCCGCAAUCGCAGCACUACUCGCUCCUCUCGCCGGUGCUCCAGACGCGGCCACCGACACCAUCCGCAGGCAACUGUUCGUAAGUGACAUAGCUGCUAACCCGACGAGUCACGGCGCUCCUCCCAGUACUCUGAACCCGGACGCCGCGCCUUUCACCCCUGCGAACCCAGAUCUACAGAUGGUUCGCGAAGUAGCAGCACUCAAACAGUCGCUCCUAGACAUCAACUCCAAGAUACACUGUGUCACCACCUCUGCGCCGCAGAUAGAACGUGUUCUGGCGAACACCCUCCGAACACCAUUCUCCCCGGCGAUAACCGGCGUCAGAUUACGACACAUCGAGAAGCUCCGACUACCGACGUACGAAGGUCUCACCGACCCGACGACUCACAUCACGUCUUUCAACAUCGCAGUACGCCGUGCAAACUUCUCCGACGAAGAACGCGACGCCGGCUACUGUCAACUUUUUGUUGAAAGCUUGAAAGGACCGGCCCUUACUUGGUUCACGGGCCUCGCUGAGAACUCUAUUAGAGAUUUCCACGACCUGUCGUCCGCUUUCCUGAAGAACUACAUCAUGUUCACUCAAGAAGACGCGACGGUAUCUGACCUCUUCAACCUUGCCCAAGGAAAAGACCAAAGCCUGCGCAACUUCAUGGAGAAGUUCAAAGCCAUAGUCUCGAAGGUUGUCUUACCCGACAGCGUCGCGGUCGCCGCGCUUAAAAACACGUUGUAUGUCCACUCGGUUUUCCGCGAUGACCUCUACAGGAACCCCACGACGUCUCUUUCGGACGCCAUCGCGCGCUCCCAUAACUUUAUCCGCAUGGAAGAGGAUACAAAGGCCCUGAUAGGCAAGCUGAACGCGUCUAAAGCUGCAACAGCCGACAAAACCGGCACAAAGAACGCGGAUAGUCGACAUGAGCCACGACAACACUCAUCAGGCGACCGAGCAGCCCAAAAGAAGAAUUUCGUGUACGCUGUUGACGAAGAGAGCUCCCCGGCGUCAACGACUGUUGUGCGCGAGAAAGGAUGGAACGUUUACAACCGCGAAACCGACGGAAAAACGCCGGAUUCCUCAGCAGCAGUGAGUUCUCGGCCUCCGGGAGCCGAGAAGUGGUGCGAUUACCACAACGCUAAGUCGCAUAAUACCAGAGAAUGUAAGACGCUCUUCGAGCAAUUCCUCUCCUCUGUCGAGAACGGAAAACUCGAAAUCGAACCCCCGAAACCUAGGGCCCGAGGACCGGCGAGCUGGAGCAAGAACAAAGACAGGAAAACCAGCAAGUCGCAAGGCAAAGCCCCUCAGCAAGAGAGACGUGCAACGCCCGAAGAAGCAGCUCCAGCAUCCCCGGAAAAGGAUAACUCGUCUAGCGACGAGGAAGCGCCGAGAAACCGGCGGCGAGUCGAGACUGUCUUCACAAGACCCGCCAAAGGCACGGGCGAUCAUGAACUUCCGAGAGCGAGAAGACGCAUCAACGUCGUCCUAACGCAACUGGAAUCUCCAAGCGACGAACCUGAACAAGUUUCUCCUCCAGACCUGCGCGCUCAGCUGAGCCGCCCAUCACUUGGCGAUCUACGGAACAUCCUCAAGCGGAAGGAGAAAUCUGCGACAGACGUCCCCGAUCUCCGCGAGAAGAUCAACUCCUCAAAGACUCGCCGACUAAAUAAACCAAGUCCCGUGAAGUCCCGCCCCGCGGAUCUGCGAGAAAAGCUCAAUUCCAGGAAACCAGAUUUGCAAAGCCAGCUCGAUCGCCCCCUGUACUCCGACCUUCGACAAAAGCUCAACGUCUCUAGAACUCAGCAUCCCAACCAAGACAAAGACACCGUCAUCAAUGUUAUUAUGGGAGGAUCCCCACCCUGCAGCGAUUCUGUCAGGUCCAUUAAAGACUACCGUCGCCAGGCAACUUCCUCGCGUAAGUGGCCGACGAAACCCGAGAACGACCAUCAAAUCACUUUCUCGCCUGACGACGCCCUUGGCAUCCACAUGCCACACAACGACCCCCUUCUCGUCGAACUCGGAAUCGGCGACUGUCAGGUCACCAAAAUCCUCAUCGACACUGGCAGCUCUGUCGAUCUGAUCUUCCGAGACACACUCGACAAGAUGGGCGUCGAUACGGGAAGUAUGAAACCGUCAUCCCGCUCCCUUACAGGCUUCAACGGAUCCUCCGAAGCCAUGAUCGGCACAAUCCGCCUUCCAGUAUACGCAUGUGGCACAACACGAACCGUGAAGUUCUCGGUCGUCGACUCUAAAGCCCCCUAUAACGCGAUCCUAGGCACCCCUUGGCUGCAUUCGAUGCAAGCGAUCCCAUCGACUUACCAUCAGUGCGUCAAGUUCCCGGGACCAGACGGCAAAAUCCGAACGCUGCGGGGCGAUCAGCAAGCCGCUAGAGAUCUGUUAAUCGCAACCAUAAAACUUCAGCGACAAACCUCGCAUGUUAACACCGUCUCAAACCCCUUACAGAAGGCGUUUCCCCAGCAAGAGGAAGUUAUCGACAUAUCCCUCGACGUUGCUGACCAUAGCAAAGUGAUCCGCAUCGGAGCAUCCCUGCCGGAAGAUAUGCGGCAGCAACUCACCGAGUUUCUCCGUCAGAACGUCUCCACCUUCGCCUGGACUACAUCCGACAUGAAAGGGAUCGAUCCAGCAAUUACCUCUCAUGAGUUAAACGUUGAUCCCACCUUCAAGCCUAUCCGCCAAAAGCGCCAGAAACUAGGACCCGAACGAACAAAGGCAGUCAACGACGAGGUGGACCGCCUGCUCACCGCCGACUCAAUCAUGGAAGUCAAGUACCCCGACUGUUUCCCCCUCCCACACAUCGACCGUUUAGUCGAAUCGACUGCCGGAAACGCCCUCUUGACGUUCAUGGACGCAUUCUCUGGAUACAACCAGAUAAUGAUGCAUCCCGACGACCGCGAGAAGACGGCGUUCAUAACAGAUCGAGGAACCUACUGCUACAAGGUAAUGCCCUUCGGUCUUAAAAACGCGGGAGCCACCUACCAGCGCCUUGUCAACCGCAUGUUCGCUGACAAGCUAGGCUCGACGAUGGAAGUCUACAUCGACGACAUGCUGGUCAAGUCACUCCGAGCCGAGGAUCACCUCACGCACCUCAAAGACUGCUUAACAACACUCAACGAGUACGGCAUGAAACUGAACCCGGCUAAAUGCACGUUCGGCGUUAUGUCCGGCGAAUUUCUCGGAUAUAUCGUCACUCAGAGAGGUAUUGAAGCUAAUCCCAAACAGAUAUCGGCGAUCCUCGAUCUCCCAAGCCCUAAGAACAGCCAAGAAGUGCAACGCCUCACUGGCCGAAUAGCAGCGCUCAACAGGUUCAUCUCGCGAUCUACCGAUAAGUGUCUUCCCUUCUUUGAAUUGUUGCGAGGAAACAAACGAUUCAUCUGGGACGACAAAUGCGAGGAGGCCUUUGGCCAACUUAAGCGAUAUCUGACUACUCCUCCAGCACUCUCGAAACCAGAAGCAGGUGACAUUCUCACCCUCUAUAUUGCCGUCACACCUAUCGCCGUCAGCAGCGUGCUCAUACGCGAAGAUCGGGGGGAGCAAAAACCGAUCUUCUACACGAGCAAACGCAUGACCGAAGCUGAAACCCGCUAUCCCACCCUCGAGAAAAUGGCGCUUGCAGUGGUACACUCAGCGAGGAAACUCCGCCCGUACUUUCAGUCUCACACAAUUGAAGUUCUCUCCAAUCAGCCCCUCCGAACAAUCAUGCAGAACGCCAACCACUCUCGGCGGCUAACGAAAUGGGCGAUGGAGCUCAGCGAGCAUGACAUCGUAUACAAGAACCGAACAGCAGCCAAGUCCCAGGUCCUCGCUGACUUCCUGAUCGAACUCACACCCGAACUCGAGCAGGAUCUGGCCGUGUCAUCUCGCAAUUGGAUUCUGCACGUCGACGGCUCCUCAACCAAUAAAGGAUCCGGCGCCGGCGUUCAGCUUCAAUCCCCAACCGGCGAACUGAUAAGACAGUCUUUUAGCUUCGGCUUUCCCGCUUCCAACAACGAGGCUGAGUACGAAUCUCUCCUUGCAAGAGCCAAACGCCUCAGUGCCUACUGCGACUCUCAGCUCGUCGCCAGUCAAUAUAACAGCGAGUACGAUGCUCACAAUGCAAGAAUGGACGCCUAUCUCAAGCUUGUUCAGGACCUCACGAAAGACUUCGAAUUUUUCGAACUCACCAAAGUCCCGAGAGGAGAGAACGUCUGCGCUGAUGCUCUAGCAGCCCUUGGGAGCAAGCUACACGAUCAGAUCAUGCGGACAAUUCCCAUUCAUCGGAUCGAGAGCCCCAGCAUAACGGCACAAAGCGCGAGUACCUCCUCUGUCUCUGCGGUAGCUGUUACAGCCGAUAUGAACGUCGAUCCCUCAUCAGACGAAACCCCCGAUUGGCGUACCGAUUUGAUCAACUACUUAGCACACGGCAACCUUCCAGAUGAUAAGUGGCUAGCGCGAAGACUGAAGGCACGCAGUGCCCAUUACGUCGUCAUCGAGGGCGAACUACACCGUUGGAACGCCAACAAGGUCCUCCUGAAAUGCAUUUCAGGCGACGAAACGCGACUGGUCAUGGCUGAAAAUCACGAAGGCGCGGCGGGUAAUCAUUCCGGAGGACGAGCUCUAGCACUUAAAACACGCACCCACGAUCCGUUUAUGCGUUGGGCAAUGGAUAUCAUCGGGCCCAUGCCGAAUUCACGAGGCAAGCGUUUCGUUCUCGUCCUGACUGAUUAUUUCACCAAAUGGAUCGAAGCGGAAGCCUUCGCCAACGUCACCGACAAUGAAGUUCAGAAAUUCGUCUGGCGCAACAUUAUUUGUCGUCACGGUUUUCCUUACGAGAUCAGUAACGGCCAGGCAGAGUCAUCCAACCGUACGAUCAUCGACGGCUUAAAGAAACGACUAGAUUUGAAAAAAGGCUGCUGGGCCGACGAGCUAGACGGUGUCCUUUGGUCUCACCGCACCACGCCUCGUUCCGCGACUAAGUGCACUCCAUUCUCCAUGGCCUACGGCGUUGAAGCAAUGGCUCCCGCCGAAGUUAAUGUAACUAGUCUCCGAAGAUCUCGAAUGCCUCAACACGUUGAGCUCAAUCAAAGUAUGCUCCUCGACGCACUUGACGCAAUCGAAGAACGCCGCGAUCAAGCUCUGCUCCGAAUCCAGAACUACCAACAUCAAAUCGAGAGCUACUAUAAUAAGAAGGUCAAGUCGCGCCCUCUUGAACAAGGUGAUCUCGUUCUUCGAAAAGUCUUCGAGAACACUAGAGAGUGGAAGGCUGGCAAGCUUGGAACUAAUUGGGAAGGGCCAUACAAAAUCACACAAGUGAUCAAACCUGGAGUCUAUCGCCUGGAAACGUCAACCGGUGAAGCAGUUCCGCGUGCCUGGAAUUCCAUGCAUCUAAAGCGAUACUCUCCAUAA
Raphanus sativus (radish) is the source of this 5550-nucleotide messenger RNA. RefSeq lists its product as uncharacterized. Gene Ontology annotation, molecular function: RNA-DNA hybrid ribonuclease activity; nucleic acid binding. The coding region runs from base 1 to 5550 and encodes 1849 amino acids. The record is from RefSeq and is a predicted model, not a curated record. Gene Ontology annotation, biological process: DNA integration. The transcript is spliced from 4 exons. Lineage: Eukaryota; Viridiplantae; Streptophyta; Magnoliopsida; Brassicales; Brassicaceae.